Messenger RNA from Lytechinus pictus (painted urchin), 6444 nucleotides. RefSeq names its product signal peptide peptidase-like 3. Gene Ontology annotation, molecular function: aspartic endopeptidase activity, intramembrane cleaving. Gene Ontology annotation, cellular component: Golgi-associated vesicle membrane; lumenal side of endoplasmic reticulum membrane; cytoplasmic side of endoplasmic reticulum membrane. NCBI's taxonomy places the organism in Eukaryota, Metazoa, Echinodermata, Echinoidea, Temnopleuroida, Toxopneustidae. The record is from RefSeq and is a predicted model, not a curated record. Gene Ontology annotation, biological process: membrane protein proteolysis. The coding region runs from base 41 to 841 and encodes 266 amino acids. The transcript has 7 exons.
AGUACUAGCUACAGUAGCUUUUGCUUUUCUUCUGCUGCCAAUGUGUCAGUAUUUAUUGAGGCCCUGCUCUUCAGGAACAAAAAUUUCAUUUGGGUGCUGUGGGAGAUUCACUUCAGCGGAAAUCAUGUCGUUCUGUCUCUCUGUAAUGCUUGUAUUCCUGUGGGUAAUGACAGGUCAUUGGUUACUAAUGGAUGCUCUUGCAAUGGGUCUAUGUGUUACUAUGAUAGCUUUUGUUCGUUUGCCGAGUCUCAAAGUCUCAACAUUACUCCUGACCGGACUGCUCAUCUAUGAUGUGUUUUGGGUCUUCUUCUCUACGUAUAUAUUUAAUGCUAACGUCAUGGUGAAGGUAGCAACCAGGCCUGCAGAUAAUCCUGUUGGUAUCAUGGCUAAAAAAUUCAAUAUUCCUGGAGUUGCUCGUGAUGCACCUCAGCUCUCUCUCCCUGGGAAACUCAUAUUCCCAAGCAUGCACAACUCAGGUCACUUCUCGAUGCUUGGUCUGGGUGAUAUUGUCAUGCCUGGUCUUCUACUAUGUUUCGUCAUGCGUUAUGAUAAUUACAAAAGGCAACAGACUGAUACCGUUGCACCUGCUCCUAUCUUACCACCAAACGGCAUAACUCAAAAACUUACAUACUUUCAUUGUUCUCUCGUCGGUUACUUUGUAGGAUUAUUAACAGCAACGAUAUCAUCAGAGGUCUACAAGAACGCCCAGCCAGCAUUGUUAUAUCUUGUUCCAUUCACGCUACUCCCAUUGCUUAUAAUGGCUUAUCUUAAGGGUGAUCUUCGUCGCAUGUGGCAUGAGCCAUUUAUCAAGAGCACACAGAACAAGUACAUGGAGGUAUGACAGGAGAGUAACAAACUGCACGUUGUGUAAAUGAACUCAGAUGGGAAAUGAGUGCGCAUGGAAAGUGAAUACGGAUUGAUGGAAGAUUCCAUCUUGGAUUCAGAAGAAAUGUUUGCUGGAGUAAAGUGAAAUGUUGAAAUGGACAGAGCGUGAAGAUGCACUUGUCAAUGUCGCUGGUCAUCGCUAGUCUUUGAUCAAGAAUGUAUCUCUGUAUAUUAGUAAGAUCAGAGAUCGGACGAUGAUGCCAUAUCUAAAUAUUCUUUAGUUUCACGUUAACAAGAACCAUCGCUUCGCUUCUUGCUUUUGUCUAAAAAACUUGACUCAGUAGCCACACUUCAGGGAAUGUCUGGAUCUGUUGCAAUUGGUUGGAUGUAGUUUUAGAGUCUUCUGUCCGAGAAAUAUUGAAAAAGGGCAGGGAAAAUGAAAGUGGUCGGUUUGAAUGCUUCAAGUGAGAAAAACAUUACAAUUGAAAGUUCGUGGACAGUGAGAAACAUUGUUAUUAAUGUUUGAUGUAGAUGCAGUGACGGGUACGACCAUGGUUUGCUUAACUGAAAUAAUAUGAAUUUAAUAGAAUGCGUUUGAAAAGACUUUAUGAAAGAGUGAUGGAUCAUUGUUGGGAAGAGGAUCAUGGGAAGGAGAAUCAUGACUAGCCGCAACCAGUGAUGUCAUCAUCUAUCAAUGUAUAUGCAAGAUAACGUAGAAUGAUUUUGAUUGGUGUAUGCUAAGCUUUGAUUAGCUCAUGGUAUUGGUAAAAACUUUAAUUGGGUGCCUGUGUAUUCAAGGGUCAAACUAUGUACAUUGGUAGAGAGGUUUAUGGGCGGUUAGCGAGAAUACUAAUCAUACUGGAUUAUAAAUACAAAGAGCUUUUGAAAUAUAUGUACGAAAUUAUGUUGGUGUUCCUUAUGUGAGCACCAUAUGAUGUAUAAUCAUUGUGGCAUAUAAAAGUUACUGUAUGACAAUCUGGUAGCUUCAGCUUCAAUAACAGUAUCAUUCAUAAAUGAGGUUCAAAUCCUGGAUAGUAUCAACUUAUGUAAGUGUACUAAAAUGAGUGUUAAUAAGAGCAUUAUGCUCAUAUGUGUGUGCUGAAAUCAAGCCAAUAAUUGGACCAUAACAUGUUAAUGAGUGCUCUUGGAAAAGACUUAGUAUUAUUUGAAUUAACUACGUUUUAAUCCUAUUUAUGAAUUCAAGCUCUCGAUCGUAGAUGUCACUUUAUGUAAAAUGAUUUUGUAAAAGUUUUGAUCAAACUGUUUUCAAAUUCUGUCAUCCUGAAUUUACUUUUCAUUCUCUGAUUACGAGAAAUUUCAAAUUCUCUUUCUCUCUUUGGAUAAAAAUAAAAAGUUGAAUUUUUACCAAAAGAUCAAGCUACAGUUUGAUUCACAAGGGAAUUAAAAGGUAGUGAGACAAAAGUAAUAUUGACUUUUCUCACCCUUAUCAUCAUGACACCAAAGCAUAAAAUCUACCAGUGAGAAUAGGUUUGAUUGAUAGAUAGAAUGCAUUAGUGUAUCAGCAAUCAAAAUCAAGCUUUACAUAUUUUCUUCCUAUACUAUUGUUCCUUUCAAAUAUUAUUACCAACUCAUGAUUGUGCUUAUGUGUGUUUGUCAAUUGUGGUUAUGUAAUUAACUGGUCCAAAGGUAGUAGAAUUUGCUUAGAAAAGAUGACAAAGUCUAUUAACCCACUAUCUUCACAUCAUUAAUUAAUUCCAAAGAAUCAAUCAUUACUGUCAUCAAAGUUUUUAACAUGAGUACUUUCUUCUUACAUACCUGUAUGCUAUGAAAAAAAAACAAUGAUCGGUUUUUGUCUCACCUGCAUAGCAGAGUGAGACUAAAGGUGCCGCUUUUCCGACGGCGGUGGCGUCAACACCAAAUCUUAACCGAAGGUUAAGUUUUUGAAAUGACAGCAUAACUUAGAAAGUAUAUUGUCCUAGUUCAUGAAACUUGGCCAUAAGCUUAAUCAAGUAUUACUGGACAUCCUGCCUGAGUUUCAGGUCACAUGACCAAGACGAAAGGUCAUUUAGGGUCAAUGAACUUAGACCAUGUUGGGGGAAUCAACAUCAAAAUCUUAACCUAAGGUUAAGUUUUUGAAAUUACAGCAUAACUUAGAAAAUAUAUGGACCUAGUUCAUGAAACUUGGACAUAAGGUUAAUCAAGUAUCACUGAACAUCCUGCAUGAGUUUCACGUCACAUGAAUAAGGUCAAAGGUCAUUUAGGGUCAAUGAACUUUGGCCGAAUUGGGGGUAUCUGUUGAAUUAACAUCAUAGCUUUGAAAGUUUAUAGAUCUGAUUCAUGAAACUUGGACAUAAUAGUAAUCAAGUAUCACUGAACAUCCUGUGCAAGUUUCAGGUCACAUGAUUAAGGUCAAAGGUCAUUUAGGGUCAAUGAACUUUGGCCAAAUUGGGGGUAUUUGUUGAAUUACCAUCAUAACUUUGAAAGUAUAUUGGUUUAGUUCAUAAAACUUGGACAUAAGAGUAAUCAAGUAUCACUGAACAUCCUAUGCGCAUUUCAGGUCACAUGACCAAGGUCAAAGGUCAAUGAACUUUGGCCGAAUUUAGGACUGACCGAGGAUUGACCAGAGGGAGCGCACUUUUCCACAAAACUUGACAAGAAAAAAGAUGUUAUCACCACUCACUGGCUAUAUUUUCUCAUUAAUAUAAUAUGACAAGCAAAAAGAGAAGAAAGGAACGUCUGUGGGGGGGUGCACGAAGGCCCACUGCUCUUCCCCCCCCCCCUCUCUUUCCCCCUCUCUCUCUUUCUCCUCCUUUCUCAACUUCCCUCAUUUUGGACAUAUGAAUGAUAUGUUAUUGUCAUUUGUUUUAUUGGACGGACACGUUAUUGCCAUCUAUUAUUUAUUUGUAUUAUUAGAUUAAAAUGUUUAGAAUAUGAAUGUUUUAAGAACAGAGCAAGACUUGAAGCAUUUACAUUUUUUAUUUUAUUUUCUCCAAUUGGUUUAUGGCCUUUUCUCAUAGUUUUACAGAUCUUGGAAUCUUGUUAAGAUUUGAGAGCAUUGGGUGAUUUCAAGUACGGUGUUGAAAUCUGGUGUUGGUGUUGUGACAACACCAACACCAGCCACAACACCGUACUUGAAAUCAGGCUGGUGUUGGGAUUGACCUCGGAAAAUAUGACGUAUUUCCGGCAGUUCGUGUUGAAUGCUGGUGUUGAAUGUCGUCUGCUGAACCCAGCACUGCGGCUGGUGUUGACGAUCUACGUGCAAUAUCCCCAUUCACCAACACCAACCCCCCGGGGGGGCCACUUCCAUUGACGAGUGGAUACCAUGCGCGACCAUGGGGUCUCAAAAAGCACCCUAAACACGUAUUUUCCAUAUUCUGAAAAUGCACCCUUUAACACUUAUUGGCGUGUGAAACCCUACCCUUAACAAGUAUUGGAAACAAAACAAUACUCUUGGCAAGUAUUCGAAAUGAACCCCUAAACAAGUACAGGAAUAUUUUGUCACGGGUCCUUCGGUCGUUGGUUUUACACAUCAUUUGCUUUAGUACGACCCCACCUUCCACACCUCGUGCAAAUCGGACUCUAAACAAAAAGUGUUGGGGCAAAAAGGACAUCCUUUAUAAAACAUUUUAAAUUUGUUUUAUCAUCCCCGCAAAUUUGACCCUAAACACGUAACUUUCCUAGCGAAAUAGAUAUCCCUUUUCAUUAUUUUUGUGUUUUUGACACCCUUAUCACGUUACGUACGUAACGUGCCCUAUCUUGAAAAAGACAUCCUUUUUACGUGUUUUUUUUUUGGUCGCGCAUGGUAUCCACUCGUCAAUGUAAGUGGCCCCCCGGGACCAACCCCCAGGGAUUGGGAAAAUCAUGAUUUCAAGUUCGGUGUUGGUGUUGGCAAUCUCAAGCUCGUGAACAGGCGGCGAACACGAUGAAACAUCCCCGUAAAAUUAGCUUUUACAGUUAAGAUGAGUACAAAUCAUUUGAGCUGUAUAUAUUUUGAUGAAGAAUAAUGUUCACUCUUUCGAAUUCUUGAAUUAAUUAAAACAUUGGUAUUCUGUACGAUGAGAAUUUAAUGCAUUUCUCUCCGAUUUCAUUUUCGUCGUCGAGACUUCUCGCGUGAACUUGAGAUGAUUUAGCAGCGCAGCGCAGAGGCGUGACGUCAUGUGCUAUCGAUAACGCAAUCGGUAUGAUCGUAUCAUUCCUCUGAACCCAGCUCGGUGUUGGAGCUCGGUUCAGCGGCCUUUUUACGCUCUCAACACCAACACCGAACUUGAAAUCACCCAUUGUAUCUUACCAUUGAACGGCUAGUAAGGGGUUUCUCUUUUUCUAAACACUUUACCAAAAUGUGUAUUUCCUCUGCUUUUAUCAUAUAUUCACCAUUAAAUCAUUAGACUUAUUUCCCUAAAAAUACAUUAUUUUACUUUGAUUUGUUAGAUUAUGUUCUCUGUAAACUUCUAAUUCAAAGUUCAGUUGCAUCGGGACUGCUCAAAAAAGAGUUGUGAUUGAACCAACCAAUAUUUUAAAUAUACAAAAAGCCAUUGAUGUCAUAAUUCUUCCUGUAUAUGCACUGUCUGUAUGUAAACAAAGAAGAGAAUGGUUAUUGAUUUUUAAAAAUGGCACAGUACAGGGUGUUACAUUUAGACUUUCAAAGAACCUAUGUAUUCCAAGUUAGGAUUGAAUUAAUCAUAACUGCUUGUAAUACAGGGUCUAGUAAGAGAAAAACACUCAUGUAAUAUUUCAUACAAGAUUAUCCUAACAUUGCUCAUCAUUCUCUUCUAAUGUUUUCUUAAUGCUUAUGGGUUUCAUUUCUUUUCAGAUUUUGAUCAAGGUAAUGCCUACCAAGCCUUGAAGAAAUGUAACAGAGAUGUUUAUCAAUCAUAAAUUACACUGCAACAUGUUGAUUAUACAUGAACAGUUGUAAUUGAUUCAAUAUGAUUGUGACUUUCUAUCAAUGGCUGCUCUACAAUAGAGUUUGCAAGCUUGAGAUAGAAAUUAAGGGAUACCAUUCAUCUGGGAUUAAUCACAACUCCUUAAUAUAUGGAGAGUCAUGAACAAUCAUGUUGAUUUGAUUUAAUAUGGUGAUCCUUCAGGCUUCUCUAUCAAUCUGAUUUGAUUUAAUAUGGUGAUCUUCUAAUAAUGACCUUCAGGCUUCUCUAUCAAUCUGAUUUGAUUUAAUAUGGUGAUCCUUCAGGCUUCUCUAUCAAUCUGAUUUGAUUUAAUAUGGUGAUCCUUCAGGCUUCUCUAUCAAUCUGAUUUGAUUUAAUAUGGUGAUCCUUCAGGCUUCUCUAUCAAUCUGAUUUGAUUUAAUAUGGUGAUCCUUCAGGCUUCUCUAUCAAUCUGAUUUGAUUUAAUAUGGUGAUCUUCUAAUCAUGUUGGUGGUAAAUAGUAUAGCACUAAAUGUUGCACUAGUGUGAAUCUCAAGUAGUCUUUAUCUUGUAGUUUUUGUACUGUAUAAAAUAUUUAAAGAAAAAUGAUGGUAUAUAAAUAAAUCCAAACUCAGCAGUAUUUGUGGAUGGAGAUCAUGUAAUCGAUGGGUAUAAAUAUUUUUUCUUUUAUGAUCAUUGUUGACAAAAUGUGGUUGUGUGCAGUUUAUAUGCCCAAACUUACAUACACCCAGUGAAAAUAAAAUGCUGAUCUUGAAAAUGUGUCACAAAAUAAAGAAAU